Molecule: messenger RNA, 1219 nt
Organism: Populus nigra (black poplar)
Lineage: Eukaryota; Viridiplantae; Streptophyta; Magnoliopsida; Malpighiales; Salicaceae
Product: phenylcoumaran benzylic ether reductase POP1
Exons: 5
Coding region: 90-1010 (306 amino acids)
Molecular function (GO): oxidoreductase activity
Source: RefSeq, a predicted model, not a curated record
GACUCCAUCUCCUUCACAGCUUUGGAUUCUUAUUUUCUACCCUAAAAAACAGACAUUCUUUAUUAUUCUCUAGACGGAAAGUUUAAGCAAUGGCAAGUAAGAUUCUGUUCAUUGGAGGAACAGGAUACAUAGGAAAAUUCAUAGUGGAAGCUAGCGCUAAGGCAGGCCAUCCUACUUUUGUUCUUGUUAGAGAGCCCACUCUCUCUAAUCCUAUUAAAUCCGUUGUGAUCGAUAACUUCAAGAACCUUGGGGUCAAUUUCCUUAUUGGAGAUUUGUUUGAUCAUGAAAGUUUGGUGAAGGCUAUAAAGCAAGUGGAUGUUGUUAUCUCUACAGUUGGUCAUGCUCAGUUAGUUGAGCAAGACAGGAUCAUUGCUGCUAUUAAAGAAGCUGGAAAUGUUAAGAGAUUUUUCCCAUCAGAGUUUGGAAAUGAUGUGGAUAGAGUGAAUGCUGUUGAACCAGCAAAAUCAGCGUUUGCAACGAAGGCGAACAUAAGAAGGGCUAUUGAGGCUGAAGGGAUUCCGUACACCUAUGUAUCUUCCAAUUUUUUUUCUGGCUAUUUCCUUCCUUCUCUUAACCAGCCUGGAGCCACAGCUCCUCCAAGAGAUAAAGUUGUCAUCUUGGGUGAUGGAAAUCCUAAAGCUGUUUUCAACAAAGAAGAUGACAUUGCCACCUAUACUAUCAAAGCAGUGGAUGAUCCCAGAACCUUGAACAAAAUUCUCUACAUUAAACCCCCAGCCAACAGCAUCUCAUUCAAUGAUCUUGUGUCCUUGUGGGAGAAGAAGAUUGGGAAAACCCUUGAAAGGAUCUAUGUUCCAGAGGAGCAACUUCUCAAAAAUAUCCAAGAAGCUUCGGUUCCAGUCAACGUGGUUUUGUCAAUUGGGCACUCGGUGUUCGUAAAGGGAGAUCACACCAACUUCGAGAUUGAACCAUCAUUUGGUGUAGAGGCUUCGGAGCUUUACCCUGAUGUCAAAUACACUACUGUGGAUGAAUACCUGAAUCAGUUUGUCUGAGUCUUCUACACCAAUCAGUAUUACCUAAAUAAAUAAUCAAGCAGAUCCCAUAUUAUGCUUCACAGUACUACAUGGGAGAAUUUAGUUGCUUGUAAUGCUUUUGCACUUCAAUAAUUGAUCAAAAUAUCUCAGUGAUGUAUCAAGUUUCUCUACAUAAUAGCACCCUUUCGCCUAUGAAGUUACACGAAAUUGAAGUCAUGUUUCGGCCA